Molecule: messenger RNA, 3126 nt
Organism: Lottia gigantea (owl limpet)
Lineage: Eukaryota; Metazoa; Mollusca; Gastropoda; Lottiidae
Exons: 4
Coding region: 1-2838 (945 amino acids)
Molecular function (GO): DNA binding
Source: RefSeq, a predicted model, not a curated record
AUGAGCAAUUCAUAUCAAAAUAUUCAAGACGACGCUAGUGAUGUUGUUAUAAUUGGGGAAUCACCUGGUUUCAAGAUACAACCAUCUCAAGUCAGUUACCAACCAUCACCUCAACAAUACCAAACUCCAAACUACCAAGGUAACAAUAAUAAUUUCCAAGGCAACAAUAAUAAUUAUCAAAGUAAUAAUAAUAGUUUCCAAACCAGCAGUCAGAAUUUCCAAGGUCAGAAUUAUAACCAACAAAACUUUCAAGCAUUAAAUAAUGUAACUCCACAGAAAAAUCGUGGUUAUGCUAAUAUAAACGUAUCCCCAAGUAUUCAAGGUCAAGGAUAUAAUCAGUUCACGUCACCACCUCGGCAACAGAAUUAUCGAGCUGCAUCUCCUCGUUUCCAAUCACCAGGAAGGGGAGGGCAUCAGCAAUUCAACUUAUCACCAAGACAACAGAACCCUCGACCUUUAUUAAGUGCUCAGCAGUUACAUGAAAUUUUAAACAGCCCUAAAGGCAAGAGGUUGACACAACAGCAAAGAAAUUACUUAAUUCAACAGCAAGCAUUGAGAGAAAAACAACUACAACAAGCAGCAACACCUCCAAGAUCUGUUGCUCCCCCAAGACAAACAACUCCAGUUGCCGUACGUUAUCAGAUUAAUAAUUCACCUAGUUAUACAGCACCAUUGGAGAGAAGACCAAGUCAGGAAACAAACUUUGUGCCUCCAGUUGCUGAUCCAUUUAAAAAUUUGCCCCGGGAACCUGUCACAAUUGAUCUGGUUGAACCUGACCGAGAGCAAGAGAAUCAGAGCGUUACAUCACCCCCUUUAUCAAUGGAAAGUUCUGAUAAUGCUAGUGGUAACUUGAUGUCAACACUUGAUGACCUCAAUAGGGAGAAACAAGAAGAGCUCAAUGCAGUUUUUGCUGAGACAAAUACCGAUAUAGAAACGGAUACAGCUGAUGAAAAUGGAAAUCCAAAUGAUAUUAAUGUUUUGAAUCCUGCAAAUGAUACUAUAAAUAAUCGGCAAUCUCCAGACCUAACAACAAUGCCAUUAAGGCAACCUUCAACAGAAUCAGUAGUUCCCAAGAUUAUGGAAGAAAUCAUGAUUGCAAAGCAAGAAAAAACAGAUUCUGAUGGGGAAACUGAAGAUGUUUUGCCCAAAUUAGGAGAUAAAAUAGAUGAUACACCAUCUGUUUCAGAUAUUGCAAUGGAUAAUACUGAAAAGAACAAAGAUGGAGGUGUUCUUAGUGAUGCAAGUAACAGCUCUAACAAUCAAGAUGUGGUUAAGAAGCGAGGGAGACCAAAAAAGACACCAUUUCCGUUUGUUGAUGAAUCUGAUCCUGGCAUAAGGGCUUUGAUUGAAAACGGUCUAGAUGACCCUUACUCUCCCGAGGUUGAUGCUGAUGAUGAUGAAGACUACUGCCCAAAACCCAAAAAACGUAGAUCCAAAGUUCAUAGCAAACCUCUUGUAAGGCCAUCAAGUACUGAGACAGCAAAUACAACGUCUGACAGUGGUAUUGGAACAUCUGUUAGCUCAAAUGACCAUGCUGAUGAUGCUCAAGCUUUUGGGUUGGAUGUGCCUGCAAGUGAUCGACAACUUCGUGUAAAACUAACUCAAGUUUUAUCCACCCAAAUACCAGAAACUGUAACAGAUAAUAAUAAUCCACCAGAUGGAAGUAAAGAAAAUUCUGAUGGUGAACCGUUAGCUAAAAUUAAGCCAUUGAUCUUGAGACUUCAUCAUCAAAAGUUUUCAGAGGAUCGCAGAUUCAAGACCUUUAAAAAUCUUUCUACAAGUGUUCGAAAAGCCAAGUUGCAUGCUAAACGCUCAAAGAAGAAAUUAUUGUCUCCAGAAAAGGUUCAAAGUGAAGGUUUGCAAGAUGCAAAUGUAACUGAAGUUCCAAUGAAUGAAGACCAAAGUAACCUUGAAACAAGGUCAGACACUACUGUAAAGAAACCAUUGAGGGAAAAAAGAGGGCGUAAAAAGAUCCAAACUAAACCUGUGACAGUUAAAAGGGGAAGAGGAAGACCUAGACUCAGAAAAGCAUCCCCUCAGAAGAAGAAGGAUUUAACUAAUGAUUCUUCUGUAGCUGUUAGCCAUCCCACAGGUUUGGUUUGGCUCUCAAAAGAAACAAAAAAUAAAAAUUUGAAAUCAGACACUACAAGGGAACCUUGUACUGAAGAAAUUACAUCACUGCCUUCUAAAUAUCCAUCUCGAAGCUUAACACCACAAGCAAGGUCUGAAAUUUCACUACCACCUCCAGUCUUACCUUCAGAACUUCACUUACUGCCAUCAAUUGUAGCACCACAAGAGAAUCCUCCAGAUAUAAGUGUAGCUUAUGUAGAUCAGAAACCACUGGCUUCAACCAGUAAGCUUGACGAGGAACCCAUCAGUCCACCUGUAUAUGAUUCUACAAGUCGAAGACCAUCAGAAUGUUCUAGUACAAGAUCUUCAAAGAAACACAAUAAGAAGAAGGCCAAUAACAAUGGAGUGGCAAAGGAAAUAGAAGCUGUGGUUUCUGGUCUAUUUGGUGAAAGUUUUAUGAAUAUGUCAGAAUCUUCUGGAUAUACUGUAAAUAUAACAUUUGAUGUGGAGAAGAAACCUCCUUUUCCUUGUGACAGCAAUGGAACUCAAGCUAAAAGUGAAAAAACAGAAGAGAGUGGAACUAAAAAUUUACGAGAAAGGAAACAAAAUUUGGAAAAAUGUAACCCAAACUUUUUUACCAAUAGUGAACUGUGUGCAAUUUUACAGAAACGUAUCACAAAUCAUCCAGGAAUUGGUUCUGACUUGAAAGCUGCAUAUAGUGACAGUAUACAACACGUCCAAAGACUCUUAGAUGGCAAUUCAAAAUGAUAUUUUUUAAAGCAUUUAGUAAGCUUACUAUUUCAUGAUGGUUGUUGGUUUCUGUGUGAGAGUUAACUAAGGAUACAUGAUGUAAGAGGAUUCAGAUGUAUAAAUUAGGAAGCCAUUGCUCUGGAAAGUCGAGAAGGAAAUUCUAGUUCAAGUCUAUCGUCAGUGAACUUGUAUCAUUAACGAGGUUGUUGCUUUCAGUUUUCUCUGUUGGAAAUCUCAAGUUCUGGAUAUAAUGGAUCUCCAGCCAGACAUGACUGGUAAAUCUGGCUGAAUAGAGUAAUCUAUGGG